AUGAAAGUACCAAAAGAAUUCAAGUUCUUUUAUAGUUGUGAUAUAUCAUUGAAAUAUAAAAUUAAAAUAUGUGGAUUAAAAGGUAAAAAGGAAAGAGAGAAUGCACCUGAAACUAUAAACAAAUGGUUGGAAGACCCAUUUUUAAAGAAUUCUUCAUUGUAUAAAGAUAAACCUAUAGAUAUUUAUAUUUGUUGUACAUUAUAUUCAAAUGGUAAACCAUUAUGUUCACCAGAACAAACUAUAUUUAUGCCAUUUAGAGGAGAUGAUAGAUGGGAUCAAUAUAUAACAAUACCGAUUAGACAUCAAGAUUUACCAUUUGAUACAAAGAUUGUCAUUACUAUAUGGGAUGUUUAUGCACCACUUCAAAAGAUACCAAUCGGUGGUACCUGUUUCAAUGUAUUUGGAAGAAGUCGUGUCGAAAGAAAAGGUAGACAUAAACUAUUUGUCUAUCAAAACACUCAAGGCAAUGAUGAUACAACACCAGGUCAAAUCGUUGGCAAGGAUGAAUUAUAUCGUCUUGAAAAGUUAAUCAAACGUUAUGAAAGAAAUUUAAUUCCUCAUGUUGAUUGGUUAGAUAAAUUUGCUUCAAUUGAAAUUGAUAAAAUAUCAAAGAAUUCAGAUUCAUUAAAUAAGAAUUCAUUAUAUUUAACAAUUGAAUUACCAGAAUUUGAAUUACCAGUAUUAUUUAAACAACAAACAUGUCAAUUGUAUAAAUCGAUUAUUCAAACACAAAAGAGACAAUUGGUCAUUGUAAAUGAUAAUGAAAUUAGUGAUCAUCCAUGUGAACAAAAGUAUCAUCGUUUAAAUGUUUACUCUUAUGAUAAAGAUAAAGAUCAUAAAGAUUUAAAACCAAAUUCUUCUGAAUUAAGAUUAUUAAACAAAUUAAUUAAAACACCACCAAAUACACAUUUUACACCAAUUGAAUCAUUGUUGGUAUGGAAAUUUAGAUAUUUCUUAUCAAAUAAUAAGAAGGCAUUGACAAAAUUCCUAAGAUCUGUAGAGUGGAAUGAAACGAUACAAAAGAAUGAAGCCAAUUUAAUUUUACCAAAAUGGGAAGCAAUUGAUGUAGCCGAUGCGUUGGAAUUGCUUUCCAAUGCAUUUACACAGAAAAAUACAAUUGGUGUUCGUCGAUAUGCAGUAGAUAUUCUUAGAAAGGCAGACGACGAAGAACUACUCUACUAUCUCUUGCAAUUGGUACAAGCAACCAAAUAUGAAAUGAUAGAAACAAACUAUGACCAUAGUUCAGAGUCACCUCUCAUUAGUUUCUUGAUUGAACGUGCAUCAAAGAAUUUCAAAUUGGCAAGUCGUCUCUAUUGGUACAUUACAGUUGAUAGUGUCUUGAAAAAGAGUAGUUUCUGUAAUCACUACAAGACUGUUGGAGAAGAGUUGCAUAGAUCUCUUAGUAGAGAUGAUCAACAAAAGAUUACUCGUCAAAGUCAAUUUAUCAGUCGUUUGGCAAAACUCUCUGAAGAACUAAAGGCAAUGAAUAUACUUCGAGAGAAAAAGAUUGAAAAGUUAAAGUAUGCACUCUCUGAUGGUGAUUAUAAGGAUCUGUCUGAUUUCCCUCCCCUUCCCCUACCAGUUGACCCAUCGAUCGAGGUGAUUGGUAUCAUUCCCGACAAGUCAACCAUCUACAAGAGUGCCAAAUCACCACUUGGUCUAAAGUUGAAAACUAAAAGUGGUCCAGAGUAUGGUAUCAUUUUCAAGACUGGUGAUGAUAUGCGUCAAGAUCAAUUAAUCAUUCAAUUGAUUUCACUUAUGGAUCGUCUAUUGAAAAAGGAAAAUCUAGAUCUCAAACUUACACCUUACCAAGUUUUGGCAACUGCCGAAGAAGAUGGUGUAGUUGAAAUGGUUCAACCUUCUGAAGCAAUGGCAUCAGUCCUCAACAAAUAUGAUGGUGAAAUUUUGAAAUAUUUCAAGGUUCAUCAUCCAGAUCCAGAAGCUCCUUUGGGUAUCACUGCCGAAGUUUUGGAUACUUUUGUUAAAAGUUGUGCUGGUUAUUGUGUUAUCACUUAUAUCCUUGGUAUUGGUGAUAGACAUUUAGAUAAUUUAUUAUUAACUCCAAAUGGUAAUUUAUUUCAUAUUGAUUUUGGAUAUAUAUUAGGUAAAGAUCCAAAAAUUUUACCACCACCAAUGAAAUUAUGUAAAGAGAUGGUUAUUGGUAUGGGAGGAGAAAAUUCAAAACAUUAUGGAAAAUUCAAACAAUUGUGUUGUGAAGCCUAUAAUAUUUUAAGAAAUUCAUCACAUCUUAUUAUCAAUCUUUUUGCACUGAUGAUUGAUGCAAACAUUCCAACCAUUUCAGAGGAAAGAGAAAAGAGUAUUCUUCGUGUUCAAGAAAAAUUACAACUUGAAUUAACCGAUCAAGAAGCUGCCAAUAGUCUUUUACAAUUAUUAAAUGAUUCUGUUAGUGCUCUUUUCCCUGUUGUAGUUGAAUAUGUUCAUAAAUGGUAUCAAUAUUGGAGAAAUUAA
This is a messenger RNA of Cavenderia fasciculata, 2469 nucleotides long. It is a transcript of the gene pikE, whose product is annotated as phosphatidylinositol 3-kinase. Gene Ontology annotation, cellular component: phagophore assembly site; phosphatidylinositol 3-kinase complex, class III, type II; phosphatidylinositol 3-kinase complex, class III, type I. Gene Ontology annotation, biological process: phosphatidylinositol-3-phosphate biosynthetic process; autophagosome assembly; endocytosis. The transcript has 6 exons. The record is from RefSeq and is a predicted model, not a curated record. Bases 1 to 2469 code for a protein of 822 amino acids. Lineage: Eukaryota; Evosea; Eumycetozoa; Acytosteliales; Cavenderiaceae. Gene Ontology annotation, molecular function: 1-phosphatidylinositol-3-kinase activity.